AUGCGCUGCUUCUGGCUGGCGGUGCUCGUCCUGACCCUGGUGACCCCGGGCCAAGGCCACUGGGCCUCGUCCCGCCGCGGUCAGAACCGCCGCCUGGCGGGCGUCUCCGUCGCCGAGACGGUCCCGGACAUCUCGGCCGCCCAAUGUCAGCUGGUCUGCCUGCAGCGUGGUGACUGCCGCAGCUUCAACCACCACCGGGUGGACGCCGUCUGCGAGAUCUUCACCGCCACCGCCUGCGACCACUACGACUACUACGUCACCGGCGCCGACGGCUGGACCUGGUACGACGCCGUCUCCGAUCCGUCCCAGGAGUCCAAAAGCCAGCUGUGGACUGACAGCAUCUGCACGGACGGCGGCCGCUGCCGGGACGACAUCUGCCUGCGCAGGCUGGAUGAGCCGUGUCGGGAGCACAACCAGUGUCGGUACCACGUCACUGGCGGCACACAGUGUUCGUCCAGCAAGUGUGUCUGCGACUCGGCAGGCUGGAAGUACAACACCACACUCUGCGAGAAGGCCAACAUCGAGCUCACCACCGACGGCGAACACUGGGUGUUCAAGAAACUGGUCAAUGGGAUCUGUUCCAUGGAGUUCGACGCGCAGGCCACUGACGACCUACGGUUUGUGCUCACUGAGUCCAACACACAUUACUCCAACCGCUACCACUUUCGGAUCGGCUACAAUGGCAACAGCGCCACCUACGUCGAGAGGAUUCAGGAGGGUGUCAGGAGUAACACUUUCGCCUCCCACUCAGGCGCUUUGCUGGACGGCAACAACUACCGCAGGUACGGAUUGCACUGGUGCAGCGGCCAGAUACGCUUCUACAGGCCAGGAAUCGAGACCUACAUCAGCUGGGACGACCCGGAGCCCUUCUCGCCCGGCUACAUCGGUAUCUUCACCGUGCUGCAGGGACGGUGGCGCUUUCCAAAGGACAUGGUGGACCUCUGGAUGGGAGACUGGUCCGAUGACCGCGUCUACACCAUACCCAGGCACUCAACGGUGCUCCGCCGCGCGACGGAGCAGACCUUCACGGUGAAGUUCGACUGCAGCGUCUCCUACGACUGCAGCUGGCUCGCCAGCGACACCGUGCUCUGGGACAACUCCCACAUGUACCUCAUCGUAAUCGGAGGCUGGGGCAACGAGCAGAGCAGGGUCAGGCGCCACACCCCCGGACGCGGAUGGUGGUCCCUGGCUUCCAAAAACACGCCCAGUAUCGUCAGCCGGAGUGAGAUGCGCACGUUCCGCAUUCGUUUCGAGCCCGGCCGGAUCCGCGUGUAUAAAAACAAUGCGAAAACCGCGUUCCUGGACGCGACCGACCCGUCCCCGAUCACCAUCAACUUCCACGGUCCGCGCAGCUGCUGCGACAGCGCCGGCAUGGACGUGCGACUGGUCAAGUACGACCGCAGCUGGAGCUACGAGGACGGCUUCCGCUGGAACGAGGGCCUGCUGUAGGUGCUGC
Molecule: messenger RNA, 1456 nt
Organism: Pollicipes pollicipes
Lineage: Eukaryota; Metazoa; Arthropoda; Thecostraca; Pollicipedomorpha; Pollicipedidae
Exons: 2
Coding region: 1-1449 (482 amino acids)
Source: RefSeq, a predicted model, not a curated record